This is a messenger RNA of Cercocebus atys (sooty mangabey), 393 nucleotides long. RefSeq names its product histone H3.3-like. Gene Ontology annotation, molecular function: structural constituent of chromatin; protein heterodimerization activity; DNA binding. NCBI's taxonomy places the organism in Eukaryota, Metazoa, Chordata, Mammalia, Primates, Cercopithecidae. The record is from RefSeq and is a predicted model, not a curated record. Bases 1 to 393 code for a protein of 130 amino acids. Gene Ontology annotation, cellular component: nucleosome. The transcript has 3 exons.
AUGAUCCGAUUCCUGUUGGGAAAUCUCUAUACCUUGGCAUGUACAAAGCCAACUGCCAGUAAAUUGGCCGGUGGUAAAGCACCCAGGAAGCAACUGGCUAUAAAAGCCGCUCGCAAGACUGCGCCCUCUACUGGAGGAGUGAAGAAACCUCAUCGUUAUAGGCCUGUUACUGUGGCACUCCGUGAAAUUAGGCGUUAUCAGAAGUCCACUGAACUAAUUCGCAAACUUCCCUUUCCGCGGCUGGUGAGAGAAAUUGCUCAGGACUUUAACACAGAUCUGCGCUUCAAGAGCGCAGCUAUUGACACCAACCUGUGUGCUAUCCAUGCCAAACGUGUAACAAUUAGGCCAAAAGACAUCCAGCUAGCACUCCGCACACGUAGAGAACGUGCUUAA